Messenger RNA from Gadus morhua (Atlantic cod), 3917 nucleotides. It is a transcript of the gene ppp2r5d, whose product is annotated as protein phosphatase 2, regulatory subunit B', delta. Gene Ontology annotation, biological process: protein dephosphorylation; signal transduction. Bases 20 to 1933 code for a protein of 637 amino acids. Gene Ontology annotation, molecular function: protein phosphatase activator activity. The record is from RefSeq and is a predicted model, not a curated record. The transcript is spliced from 17 exons. Lineage: Eukaryota; Metazoa; Chordata; Actinopteri; Gadiformes; Gadidae. Gene Ontology annotation, cellular component: nucleus; protein phosphatase type 2A complex; cytosol.
GCGAGCGGCGCCGCAGCCAAUGGGCGGCUCCUCUCCGGAAGGACGCAGGGAUCCGGGAGAAGCCGAGCGGCAGCGUUCGAGUGUCGGUGAAGUGGAUCACGGAUUCCCCGUGAAAAGCCCAUUCCUCAAGAUGCCCAACAAGACCAAGAAGGACAAGGAGGCGACAAAAUCGGCCAAAAGUAGCACCAAGAGCAGCAAGGAUGUUAGCCCUGAAAUCUCAGACGAGGCCCAGCAGCAGCAGAGUGGCAGUAAGCGCCCCAGUACCUCCACACCACCCCCCACCCAGCUCAACAAGAUCAAAUACUCUGGAGGUCCGCAGAUCGUCAAGAAGGAGCGACGGCAGAGCAGCUCCCGGUUCAGCCUCUCCAAGAACCGCGAGCUGCACAAACUACCCGCCCUCAAAGACGCGCCGCUGGUGGACCGCGAGGAGCUGUUCGUCCAGAAGCUGCGUCAGUGCUGCGUCCUGUUCGACUUUGUGAGCGACCCGCUCAGCGACCUCAAGUUCAAGGAGGUCAAGCGGGCGGGGCUUAACGAGAUGGUGGAGUACAUCACGCACAACAGCGACGUGGUCACCGAGAGCAUCUACCCCGAGGGCGUCUUCAUGUUCUCCAUCAACCUGUUCCGGACCCUGCCCCCCUCCUCCAACCCCACCGGGGCCGAGUUCGACCCGGAGGAGGACGAGCCCACCCUGGAGGCCGCCUGGCCCCACCUGCAGCUGGUCUAUGAGUUCUUCCUGCGGUUUCUGGAGUCUCCAGACUUCCAGCCCAACGUUGCCAAAAAAUACAUUGACCAGAAGUUUGUUAUGUCGCUGCUGGAGCUGUUUGACAGCGAGGACCCCCGGGAGAGAGACUUCCUGAAGACCAUCCUCCAUCGCAUCUACGGGAAGUUCCUGGGCCUGAGGGCCUACGUCCGCCGGCAGAUCAACAACAUCUUCUACAGGUUCAUCUACGAGACCGAACACCACAACGGGAUCGCAGAGCUUCUGGAGAUCCUGGGGAGUAUCAUCAAUGGUUUUGCUCUCCCUCUGAAAGAGGAGCACAAGAUGUUCCUGAUCCGUGUUCUGCUCCCGCUCCACAAGGUCAAGUCGCUCAGCGUGUACCACCCCCAGCUGGCCUACUGCGUGGUCCAGUUCCUGGAGAAGGACAGCAGCCUAACAGAGCCCGUGAUCAUUGGCCUGCUGAAGUUCUGGCCUAAGACCCACAGUCCUAAGGAGGUGAUGUUCCUCAACGAGCUGGAGGAGAUCCUGGACGUCAUCGAGCCCUCAGAGUUCCUCAAGGUCCAGGAGCCGCUCUUCAGACAGCUGGCCAAGUGUGUGUCCAGCCCUCACUUCCAGGUGGCUGAGCGGGCUCUGUACUACUGGAACAACGAGUACAUCAUGAGUCUGAUCAGCGACAACGCGGCCAAGAUCCUCCCCAUCAUGUUCCCCGCGCUCUACAAGAACUCCAAGAGCCACUGGAACAAGACCAUCCAUGGUCUGAUAUACAACGCCCUGAAGCUCUUCAUGGAGAUGAACCAGAAACUGUUUGAUGACUGCACCCAGCAGUACAAGGCUGAGAAACAGAGGGAGAAGUACAAGCUGAAGGAGAGAGAAGAUAUCUGGAGCAAGAUCGAGCUGUUAGCCCGCCAAAACCCCCAGAGCAACAGGCUCCACCCCCUUCGCCCGGGGCUCCACCCCCAGGAAGAGUGCAUGGUGUACAGUGAGGGCAGCAUCCCUCUGUUCUCCAUGGAGACGGAGACUCCGACCGCCGAGGAUAUCCAGCUGCUGAAGAGGACGGUGGAGAGUGAAGCUACACAGGGCAUGAAGGACAUGAGGAAGGAGAAGGUCCUGACGAGGAGGAAGUCGGAGCUGCCGCAGGACGUCUACACCAUCAAGGCCCUGGAGGCGCACAAGAGGGCCGAGGAGUACCUCACAGCCAAUCAGGAGGCCCUCUGACGCCAAGGAGGCGGGCCCACCUGAGCGUGACUCCGCCCACCGCUCUCCCGGGGGAAGGGGCAUCGCGGUGAGGUUGCCCCGGGAGACGCUAGGCCAGGAACAGUGCGCUCGCUGGGCUCCACCCCCGACAGGAAGCUUCACGGAAAACUUCACUGCGCUGCCCGCCUCUCUACAUCCUCAGCCAAUCAGUCGCCUUCUCUCUUCAGCUAGCCAAUCAUCUCUCUGCCUUCGAAAGAACCCUGCCCCCCUGCCUCCCGCUCCACAACCUCGUCCCUCCGCCACACACACACACACACACACACACACACACACACACACACACACACACACACACACACACACACACACACACACACACACAGGAGUGCACGUGCAUGCACGCCCGCAGCAGGGGUCUGGGUCUGACACAUGAAGGCCAGCAUCUUCCCGGUCGUCGUGGCGACUGUUUCCAGGUCCGGUUCUCCUCCUCUGGCUGGUCUAUGCACUUUAACCUUGGCACUGUUGCCUAGGCAACAGCAUCCCAGAGCCUGCGUCCCCGGUCCUUCUGGGGCCCCAGACUCUCCUCCUCCUCCUCCUAGUGAUAUCAGCCAAUCAGAAACUGCGAUUGUUAACAUCCUGUUUUGUCUCUGAUGUUAAUGUUGGGAGGAAGUGAUGUCCCACGCAGGUCCACGUCUGUCCGGGUUCCUGUUGGAACCGGUUUGGAGUUGAGGUGCUAUUGGGUCAGGGGUCUUCAGUCUGUCCUGGUUCUGAUUGGUUCCCGGUGGUCACAUGUUGAGGUGGCCGAGUCAGUCAGCAGCCAGGACAGAAGGUAAAACUCACAACUCCUCCCCCUCCCUCAGUAGAGGGAUGGGCUAGAUGAUGGCUCAUUAUGUGGGUCAGGGUUUAGGGGGGUUAAAUGAUGGCUCAUUAUGUGGGUCAGGGUUUAGGGGGGUUAAAUGAUGGCUCAUAAUGUGGGUCAGGGUUUAGGGGGGUUAGAUGAUGCUUAUCAUGUGGGUAUCCUUCCCUGCAGCACAGUUUACCCUCCUUAUGGUUGGUAUCAGGUUCCAAUCCCACCCCUGCUGUCGACCCAGACACACUACCUAAAGCUCCUCCUCCUCUAUUAAGCCCCUCCCCUCUUCAUAUUCUCAAAGCGCCAAAGCAAUAUCAUACAAGGGUGAAACCUCUCAUGCUGUGCAGAGUGCAUGAGUGGGCGUUGAAACAAUCCUCCACAGACCACAGCGAGACCAUUCUCUUUAUCUCCCCCUGGGUGGUCCGCGUCCAAUCGCUGCAUGGCAGCCUCCCUCCGAUUGGUGUCCCCCUCGCAAGCUUUGCUGUCAAUCACUCUGAGCAUUCCAACGGCGGGGGCUAGGCCCCGCCCUCCUUCUCCAAUAGGCUCGGAGGGUAAACCGACCGAGCCAAUGGCUGCUCGCUGGGCCGGACACAUAGUAAUCCAAAUAGUAAUCUGCUGUUAUUAUUUUAUUGGAUGCGCCCCGUAUGCCUGAAGCUGUUGCAACGUCCGCAUUUAAAGUUUCAAUUCAAUUCGAUGGUAUUUGUAUAGCCCUGAAUCCCUAUUACCGUCUCAAAGGGCUUGACAGGCGGAUGAAUCCGAGUUCUGUUAGUGCGCUGCAAUGAGGGUCAUGUGAUCGGGACCCCCUGCGGUCCCGCCGGGCUCCUGUCCUCCGCAGGGGGGGGCGUCGCCCCAGCUGGGGAGGAGGAGCUUCAGAGACGGCACCAUUUUCAAAUCAAGACGACUGUCCCCAACCCCAGCCAGCACCAUGUAAGCCACUCCCACACAUGAGUACAUCAGAGUCCUUUAAUAGAGUAGAGCAUCACACGCAGAGGAAGCUUUUGUACGGAGGAGCUGAAUUAAGAGGAGGGCUGACGUCGCCGCGCUGUCGCUUCCUCCUCCUGCUCCUCCUCAGAGUAUUGACGACGGCAUUGUAUUGAUUAGUUGUACUGUAUUGACAAUAAAAAGGAACAAAGUUAAAAACAAUCAAAUGUAACU